AUCAACAAAACGUUCCCUUUUUUUCAAGAUUAAGAGUCCUCGCAUACCAAACUCUCCGUCAUGUGCGCCCUUCUAUUUGGAUUAAAAUAUGUAGUGAUUGCUGCUGCGAUAACUCAUCUAGCAGGUGGCCUUUCGUUCACUUCCCCUUAUGGAGGACGUACUGUGACAGCAUCUCGUGGUUCUUCAUUUAACUUCACAUGGACCUUCUUCGCAAAUGACGGCUUUUAUAACAUUGUUUUUGGUUUAAUGAAUUCCCUUAUCCAAAACAGGAUUGACGGCAAUGAUCAACUCAUACGGAUAACAAGUGGUGGUGUCAUGUCAAUAAAGCAAGCAUAUGUAGGUCGCCUCAAAGGCAGUUGGAACAACGAGACAAACCCAGGUCAAGUGACGCUUACUCUAAGCUCAAUCAAAGCACAAGAUAGCAGACUGUUUGGUUGUCUGAUUCAACCGUGGUUCUUCCAUUUGAGUCCCAUUGUAGACCCUGUAAAAUUAUUUGUUGUUGAUAAACCAGGCCCGCCAAUCAUGAGAUCGUCAGAUGAAGGUAUUCAUGGUAAUUCACUAACAGUUAGGUGGACUGCACCAGCUGAUGAUGGAGGGAGUCCUAUCACAGGAUACCAUGUAGUCAUGCUAAAAGGUGACACUGAGAUAAACAAUAUAAAUAUUACUGAUCCUGGAACAACAAGAUAUACCUUUGGGGGUUUGGAAAGAGAUACAAACUACGCGGUGAAAGUUUUUGCAAGGAAUGCUGUGUUUGAAGGAGAUCCUGUCGUAGCCAAGGUGAAGACAAAGUUUGAAGGUCCCCCGGCAGAAGUGGAACUGUAUGACCUCCCAAGUGAAACAACAGAUCACACAAUCACCUUGAAAUGGAAGGAGCCAAAAGACUAUGGAAAAGUAAUUAUACAGUAUACUGUGUACCAAAGAAUAGUGACUGAUGAAAAGUUGGGAACGUGGACAGUCGUAGGGAAAAUUACGGACGUCUCAAUUAAAGAGAUGAUAGUAAAGUUAGAAAGGGGUAAGGUGUAUGAAUUUGUAAUAACUGCCACAAAUGAACUUGGUGAAAGUUUAAAAGAAGAAACGAAGAUCAAAAGAGUAAAAGUGGUAGAUCUACAAAACAACGACAAGAAAGUUUUAGAAGAAUGCAACUGCUCGUGCCAUUACGUCAUGCUUAUAGCCAUAAUUGGAGUGCUGGUAUUCAUAAUCCUUGUGUUAUUCAUUUACAUUGUCUGGUUGCACAAAAAAGGCGCUAGAAGAAAAUUGAGGGAGUAUAAAGAUGAAAGUGCCUACGAGGGAGAUGUGGAGUUAAAAGACCUGGAAUUAGGCCAUCCUGAUUCAAGUGACUUUGCCCAGCCUUCUGCAGAGUACAUGGAUAUAAAAGAAACAACCACAGAUGAAAGUCAAACACAAACCGUUGGCCAAGCUGCAGACUACGCACCACUUCAUCCAUCGACACGCUCCUGGGAAGUAUCAAGAGAUCACGUGACAAUAGAAAAAAUCAUUGGUAAAGGCGCUUUCGGUCAGGUUGCAAAAGGAACAGCUGCUGAACUUCGCGGAAGGCCUGGGAUGACGACUAUAGCCAUUAAAAUGCUCAAAGAGGACGCCUCAGACUCAGACAAGCGAGACUUGGUGAGAGAACUUGAAACAAUGAAGCGACUAAAACCACAUCCACACGUCAUAAAACUUCUUGGAUGUGUAACAGAAACUGAGCCACUCCUGGUGUUGAUCGAGUAUAUUUCAUUUGGAGAUCUGCUGGGUUACCUGAGGAAGAGCCGUGGAUUGAAUGACACUUACUUUAAAGACCCGGAUAUCAAACCACAAACAAACCUGACGUCACAGCAGCUGAUAAAGUUUGCUUGGCAAAUCGCCGAUGGAAUGAGUUACUUGUCCUCAAAAUCUAUCAUCCAUCGAGACCUCGCAGCCCGUAAUGUGUUGGUCGGGAAAAACGAAACAUGUAAAGUAACGGACUUUGGAAUGGCCAGAGAUGUGCAACAAGAAAGUAUCUAUGAAAGAAAGACAAAGGGUCGUCUUCCAGUAAAAUGGACAGCCUAUGAGGCGUUGAUGUAUGGCACAUAUACCACCAAAAGUGACGUAUGGAGCUAUGGAGUUCUCCUUUAUGAGAUUUUCACAAUAGGGGGUUCACCAUAUCCACGGAUGGAUGGCAGGAAAAUUGCCAAGCUACUUCAGCAGAACUACAGAAUGCCUAAACCACGGCACGUGGACGACAUAUUGUACCAGAUCAUGAUAAGAUGCUGGCAAAAUGAUCCGGAAACUAGACCAACAUUUACUGAAUUGAGAAACCAGCUUAAGGAGAUGGAAACCCAACACAAGAGGCUGAUCAACAUGAAAAUGUACGACAAGCAGUUGUAUGCAAACGUCGAGGACUUAAACGUGUAGACAUGUACGAAGUCGUGAAUUCCUCAUAUCUUGACUAACGCAGUUUUUAUAUCAAUCAUGAGUGGUAUCAUAUUCGCAAUUGGCUCGAAAUAUAAACUUGUUAGAAUGAGCCUGAAUUAAUUAGAGUCACACCUAUGGAUCCAUUAGAUAAUAUUGCAAAGAAUCCCAUUUUGAUCGAAAUCUUUCCAACCCUUCUUAAUGAUAACGGAGCCCUUAUUGAGCUAGUUUCCAAUCUUUUUAAUUAUUUUUUUUUGGUUUGUUUAUGUGAGAGUUCGUGUCAAAGGAGAGGACUUUAAAAGAAAAAUAAAGAGAGCAAAGCAUA
Molecule: messenger RNA, 2713 nt
Organism: Stylophora pistillata
Lineage: Eukaryota; Metazoa; Cnidaria; Anthozoa; Scleractinia; Pocilloporidae
Product: tyrosine kinase receptor Cad96Ca-like
Biological process (GO): multicellular organism development; cell surface receptor protein tyrosine kinase signaling pathway; protein phosphorylation
Cellular component (GO): plasma membrane; signaling receptor complex
Molecular function (GO): protein binding; ATP binding; transmembrane receptor protein tyrosine kinase activity
Source: RefSeq, a predicted model, not a curated record